GGAGACGUGAGAAGGAAUGGUCAUAAAAGCAGGAUAAACACAGGAUAUAGAUAUUUAAAAAGCAGUUAAGGCAGUAAAACAGCAUCUUUUGUAGUUUUACAGCAUCUUAAGGAAGCAUUAUGUACCUAAAUAAAGUCAGUCCCUGGAUUAUUAAUGUGGUGAUCCAGCAUCUUGUCCCAGUCCUGAUCUGAGUAUGUGCAGGUCUGACGUGUAUGGAUAGAUGGAGAAAUAAAGAGGUGCAGUCAAACUGCCCAGAAUCAGCCAGUGACGUGGAUGCUGAGCCUUGACCUCUGACCUCCCUGGGGAGAAGAGUGUCUUUUCCCAUGCAAACUGAAUAAGGGAAAGUUUUACAACAAAGGAGGGUUUUCCAGCACUCAUUCUUCCACUUUUGGCCUGUCAUGUUUGUUUCAUAACACUGGUUUGCACAAUAAUGUACAUUAAACACUCACAACAAGACCGAGGAGAAGGUUGACACUCAGAUCCUGUCUGAACUGGACAGAGCGCCGCUCUGAGAAGCAUUUGAAUUUACUUCAUUUUGAUUUUAAUAACAUGAAAAGAAAGGCUGUUUUUCCUCCUGUAAGUAGUUCUUCUUCUCAUUAUUUAUUUUUUAGUAAAUGAGCUACAUGUGGUUUGAUUUAAUAAUUAAUUCAGUGUCUUCCUGGCACAGUGUGCAGGUGUUUCCACUGCUAUAACUCCGCCUUAUAACUGAAAGCUUGUGAUAGGAAAGCGCCCCUGACCUUGGAUUCAGCGUGGCGUGGCAGUUCGCAGGGCAGAUGCGCGCACACACUGCUUUUCACAUCCCAUUCAGAUGACUGAAUUCUGAACGAAGGAGAAAGAAGAUCCAAGUCCUUAAGGUCCUGGUCUUUCCUGUUUUACCAUAUGGUUGUGAGACAAGGACACUAACCAGUAUCCUAAGUUACUGGUGUGAGUUUCUGGUGCACAUCCUGUAAAACGGCUGAAGAGUGGAAACCAUGACUAUCUCCAUCUUCUCCAUCCUGCUCAGUUUGGGAGGCAAAUGUCUGCUGAACUGGACCUUGGUGCUUUUCCAGAGGAGCCACAUCUGCAGAAGCUUUCUGGGCGUUUUCAGUGUUUCUUUGGCUCUCGUCGACAUGGCUCUGACCCUCAUCCUCACCAGCUUGCACAUCCACGGCGAGCGAGUCUUCCUGUCUGGCUUGCAGCUGACCAGAUUCCACGUGUGCUUGUUUGUUCAAAUUAUUGGAGAAGUCUAUAAAGCGCUGCAUUGGCCCAUUGUGGUUGCAGCCACUCUGGAGCAUUUUUUAACUCUGUCUCGGAGGUUCCGGCCCACCACCACCACCGCUGCUGCCAGGUUGUUUGUGACCAUCAUUCUGUGGUUUCUGGAUGUCCUCUAUGUCUUCAUAUCUGACUUUAGUCCUGUCUUGGAGGAUGUGUCAUUCCACCAACUGCACCGGUGCACCGUCUUCCACACAUCUCAGCUACUGCAGGUUGCCAUAGUAAUGCUCCUCAUAACCCUCAUCUGUUCAGCAAUCCAUGGUGGGUGUCUUCCUGUGCUUAGCUGCUGCCGACGAUCACAGUUGAGUACACCUCCUCCAAAAGGCCAAUUUACAAACCAAAGCCAAACCCCGAGCAGGUUUCUUAAUGCGUGGACCAUUUUGCUGCUCUUUCUAGCAGUGCUGCUCCUGCUGACUGUUGGAAUACCUGCACACCUGAGUCUCAGUGUUGUUUGGCUCUGCAUCCUCAACAGUUUUUUGAGUGUAGUCACUUUACACAUCUUCUGUCCAGCCUCGCGGCCACUGCAGGGGUCGACAGCGGCCGUAGAUGGUACAUUUAACUCGGGUGCAGUGGACGGACUAUGACAGAAUGGGAAUGUGUAGGACACACAUCCCAAUAAAUUUAGAGAACCUCUCGUCUGUAACUUCCAAAGAUGUCAUUAAUCCUCCCACAUCCGUUUUGUUUUCAAAAAUUUUCAUACCAAGUACCAAUCCAGCACCAGUGAAUGCACGCCCUUUAAAAUGAAUAAAUAAGUCUAUAUAAAAACUGUGGCUCACUUUAUAUCCAUUGUAACAAAAUGACUUUGUGCAUUCAUUCUGGAAUUAAAACCACACAACACUGUUUCAGAGGUAAGCAUGGGAACGAGUUCAAAAUUUUUCCAAUGCACUGAUCUUAUGCCACAAAUAUCAAUUAUACAGUAACAUGAUUUUGGAGGGCACCAUAUUUGAUUAGUGGCCCUCUAUGGUUAGCAGCCCACCAUUUCAUUAGCAGCCCAAAGGAAGCAAAACAUCACACUGAAACAUUAGCAGUCUAACUAGUGAUAACAGGAGU
This is a messenger RNA of Thalassophryne amazonica, 2301 nucleotides long. RefSeq names its product G protein-coupled receptor 160 (gene gpr160). Lineage: Eukaryota; Metazoa; Chordata; Actinopteri; Batrachoidiformes; Batrachoididae. Gene Ontology annotation, cellular component: signaling receptor complex; plasma membrane. The record is from RefSeq and is a predicted model, not a curated record. Bases 972 to 1835 code for a protein of 287 amino acids. The transcript is spliced from 3 exons.